CGACCGCGCCCCCGCAUCCCCCCGAGGCCCGCCAUGGACUGGGGGGCCAGCGGGGGCUGCACCCCGCGCCCACCCAUCCGCCCGCAGCCGGCGUCCGAGCGCCGAGUAGUGAUCGUAGUCUUCCUGGGCCUCCUGCUGGACCUCCUGGCCUUCACCCUGCUGCUGCCCCUACUGCCCCGGCUGCUGGAGAGCCACGGCCGCGCCAACGACUCCCUGUACAGCUCCUGGCAGAGUGGGGUGGACAGGUUCGCUGCUGCCAUCGGGAUGCCCAUGGAGAAGAGGUACCACACCGUCCUGUUUGGAGGUCUCAUCGGCUCUGUCUUCUCGGGGCUGCAGUUCCUGUGUGCUCCGCUCACGGGCGCCAUCUCUGACCGCCUGGGGAGGCGCCCCGUGAUGCUGCUGUGCCUGACAGGGCUGGCCACGUCCUACGCUGUGUGGGUGGCCUCGAGGAGCUUCGCCGCCUUCCUGGCCUCCAGGGUUGUUGGGGGCAUCAGCAAGGGCAACGUCAGUCUCUCCACAGCCAUCGUGGCCGACUUGGGCUCCCCGGCCGCCCGCAGCCGAGGCAUGGUGGUGAUCGGGGUAGCCUUCUCGCUGGGCUUCACACUGGGCCCCAUGCUGGGCGCCUCCCUGCCCACCGACACAGCGCCCUGGCUCGCGCUGCUCUUCGCGGCCGCCGACCUGCUCCUCGUCCUCUGCCUCUUGCCUGAGACGCUGCCCCCAGAGAAGCGGGCUCCCUCUGUGGCUCUGGGGUUCCGGGCUGCUGCUGACCUGCUCAGCCCCCUGGCGCUGCUGCGCUUCUCAGCAGCUGCCCGUGGCCAGGCCCCGCCUUCGGCAAGCGAGCUCAGCAGCCUGCGCUGCCUGGGCCUGGUCUACUUUCUCUACCUCUUCCUCUUCUCCGGCCUGGAGUUCACACUGAGCUUCCUGGCACACGAGCGCUUCCAGUUCAGCAGCCUGCAGCAGGGUAAGAUGUUCUUCUUCAUCGGCCUCACCAUGGCUGCCGUGCAGGGCGCCUACACCCGCCGCAUCAGCCCCGGUAGGGAAACGGCAGCUGUGAGUCGGGCCAUCCUGCUGUUGGUCCCCGCCUUUCUCCUCAUCGGCUGGGGGUGCUCGCUGCCCGCUCUGGGCCUGGGGCUGCUGCUCUACGCGUUCGCUGCCGCCGUGGUGGUGCCCUGCCUGUCCUCCGUGGUCGCCGGCUAUGGCUCACCUGCACAGAAGGGCACAGUCAUGGGCACGCUGCGGAGCCUGGGUGCUCUGGCCCGGGCACUGGGCCCCCUGGCGGCCGCCUCAGUGUACUGGCUGACCAGCGCCCGGAUCUGCUUCACCGUGUGCUCUGGCUUCUUCCUGUUCCCCUUCCUCAUCCUGCGGACGCUCAGGCCACCAGCACCAGCCAAAGCCGAGUAGGCAGGAAGUGGAGGCGUGCUCUCCCCGCAGGCCCUGCCCACCUCCCCGCUGCCUGUUGCUGCCUCUACACCCAGCAUCAGUCCCACAGGCUGCAAUGUCCUCACGCGCCUCGUUUCCCCUCCGCACAACAGUGGGGGCACAGCAUCCGAUGCCCA
Molecule: messenger RNA, 1556 nt
Organism: Sorex fumeus (smoky shrew)
Lineage: Eukaryota; Metazoa; Chordata; Mammalia; Eulipotyphla; Soricidae
Gene: SLC75A1
Product: major facilitator superfamily domain containing 10
Exons: 12
Coding region: 34-1401 (455 amino acids)
Biological process (GO): transmembrane transport
Cellular component (GO): brush border membrane
Molecular function (GO): transmembrane transporter activity
Source: RefSeq, a predicted model, not a curated record